Suillus bovinus is the source of this 1104-nucleotide messenger RNA. RefSeq names its product NIPSNAP-domain-containing protein. The coding region runs from base 1 to 801 and encodes 266 amino acids. The record is from RefSeq and is a predicted model, not a curated record. The transcript is spliced from 9 exons. Gene Ontology annotation, cellular component: mitochondrion. Lineage: Eukaryota; Fungi; Basidiomycota; Agaricomycetes; Boletales; Suillaceae.
AUGUUGUCAGCCUUCGCGAAGAGAUCUAUUCAUAAAGUCGCGCUCUCUGGAGCGCGCAGAACGAUAUCCGUUCAGAGUAUCCUCCACGGAUCUCCAGAAGCGAAGAAAGCAGGAGAUAUAGAGAUUCAACAGCACUCAAGGAUCGUUGCUAGGGGAAAAUACGUUCACGGCUUCGAGGUUCAUCGCGUUCAGCCAGGGGCACUUGACGAGUACAAAGCUGCAGCUGAGAAAUACUAUGCCGGAAUAAAGGAUGAUCCACAGUUACAUGUCAAGCUGACUGGAAGUUGGGAAACCAUAGUGGGGCAACAGGACACUUUUGUUCACAUACUUGAAUACGAGAAUUACGCAGGCUUUGACAAGACCACUGCACUCAUAAGAACGUCAGAUCACGCCAAAGCGUACAAGGCCCUCCUACCUUACGUUACCUCACGGUCAUCUCAGCUCACGCAAGAAUUUGCUUUCUUCCCCACUGCACCACCCCACGCCCAAGGCGGAAUCUUCGAACUUCGGAACUACCAGUUAAAACCGGGAACACUACUUGAGUGGGAGAAUGCAUGGAGGAGGGGCAUCGAAGCUCGUCGCAAGUUUGUCGCACCCGUCGGAGCUUGGUUCUCGCAGGUUGGAAGAUUACACCAGGUGAACCACAUGUGGCAAUACCCGAGUCUCGAGGCAAGGAAAGAGUUGCGUGAGAAAGCAUGGCAGAUUGACGGUUGGGCAGAGACCGUGUCUAAGACUUCCCAGCUUGCGACGCACAUGGAUUCGUUCAUUCUGCUCCCGCUCUCUUACAGCCCUCUAAAGUGAGGGUGUAUAUAACCAUGUGGAUGAUACUCCAGGAUGUACUCUAUCUACUUCGAACAUACUCCUCAUUGAAUCCAAACGAAACCCGAGCCUCAGGAUCCUGAUCUCUUAUUCUUGCGUCGGCUAUGCUCUAUUUUUAUAUUCCAUCAUGCUACUAGUAAGGACUAGACUCGCUAUUCCAACUGUAUUACCUUCAAUACCUCUUCAUCCAUUUCGCGUAGUUGUUUAAAUUUAUGCAUGAUUCAUUACUCACUGUCGCUUUGAAAUGGAGAGCGCAAUGAUCGCGGGGCCUGUUUUUUUGUCGCA